Acaulospora colombiana is the source of this 345-nucleotide messenger RNA. The record is from the annotation of a GenBank genome assembly. NCBI's taxonomy places the organism in Eukaryota, Fungi, Glomeromycota, Glomeromycetes, Diversisporales, Acaulosporaceae.
CUCGAUCGUAUCUUGGGACGCUAUGGCACUUUCAUCAUCGAGCGCGCUGGAUCCGAUGUCGAUCAAGCCAUGGAGUCAUUGACAGCAUGGCGUGACAAUAUUUACGUCGUACGACAAACUAUACAGAAUGAUGUCUCUUCAACCAAGGUCCGGUUGUUCCUGAAGCGUGGGAUGAGUGUUCGGUACUUGCUUCCGAAUCCCGUCGUCGAUUAUAUCGAAGCCAAUGGGCUCUAUCUCGACGAUGGUCCUAACGCGAGUGCGUCUGGCCCGACCUAUGUGACCACCAACUCGUCGGACCAUCCGCCGGCAGCCUCAGCCACAGGUGGAUCUUCAAUGUUGAGCUGA